This is a messenger RNA of Cucurbita pepo subsp. pepo (vegetable marrow), 2192 nucleotides long. Its product is annotated as phosphoglucosamine mutase family protein. Gene Ontology annotation, cellular component: chloroplast stroma. Gene Ontology annotation, molecular function: phosphomannomutase activity. NCBI's taxonomy places the organism in Eukaryota, Viridiplantae, Streptophyta, Magnoliopsida, Cucurbitales, Cucurbitaceae. The record is from RefSeq and is a predicted model, not a curated record. Gene Ontology annotation, biological process: carbohydrate metabolic process.
UAUUUAUUAAUUUAAAGCCACCAGAGAACAGGACGGCGGAAGAAAGUUGGGAAUCAUUGCUAACUCCGCACUGCUGAGUAGCUUCUCUAGCUCAAUUUUUCUUCGAGGAGAAACGAAUCUCUGCUCUCUCAAUGGCAGCAAUUUCAGGGAAGGUUUUCCAAAAUAUUAAUCUAUCACAGUGCUACCACCAGUCUAGACAGUUCAGCGACCAAUAUCGAAGGGACUGUUUUUCCCGUUUUAACUUGCUUCCCUUUGAUGGAGGGAAGGUUGCAUGGACUGGCACGUCAUCCAUGCAGCUGCGCACCUUUUCCACACACCAGAUAAAUUUUAUUAAUCGAGGACCUGUUCACUGCAAUGCUGCUCCAUCUACAAUCUCUUCUCUUGAUAAUAUUGAUUUCCAGAAGCUUCAAAAUGGAAGUGAUAUUCGAGGCGUUGCUGUUGCUGGUGUCGAGGGAGAGCCUGUGAAUCUUACUGAAUCAGUUGCAGAAGCAAUAGGAGCUGGCUUUGCUGCUUGGUUAUUAGAAAAGAAAAAAGCUGAUGGUUCACGACGCUUUAGAGUUUCUAUUGGACACGACUCACGAAUUUCAGCUGAAAAGUUACAGGAUGCAAUUUCUCAAGGUAUAGCUGGUGCAGGGCUGGAUGUUAUUCAAUACGGAUUAGCUUCUACACCAGCUAUGUUUAACAGCACUCUUACUGAAGAUGAAGCAAUUUUUUGUCCUGCUGAUGGAUCCAUUAUGAUAACAGCAAGUCAUUUGCCGUUCAACAGGAAUGGGUUCAAAUUUUUUACAAAUGCUGGUGGGCUUGGCAAAGCUGACAUUAAAGACAUUCUGGGGCGUGCUGCAGAAUUCUAUAAAAACCUGAAUAAUAGAGAUGAUUUGAUAAAUUCAAGGGGGAAAGGUUCUGCAACAAUAGAGAAGGUCGAUUACAUGAGUGUCUAUGCAUCUGAUUUGGUGAAGGCAGUCCGUAAAGCUGCAGGAAAUAAAGAAAAGCCCCUGGAAGGAUUCCAUAUUGUUGUUGAUGCUGGAAACGGUGCAGGAGGAUUUUUUGCUGCGAAGGUGCUCGAACCACUGGGCGCAAUCACUUCUGGUAGUCAGUUCUUGGAGCCAGAUGGUUUAUUUCCAAACCAUAUCCCAAAUCCUGAGGACAAGACUGCAAUGAAAGCUAUAACAGAGGCUGUCCUUCAGAACAAAGCCGAUUUAGGGAUCAUCUUUGACACUGAUGUUGAUAGAUCUGCUGCUGUGGAUUCUAAUGGACGUGAGUUCAACCGGAAUCGCCUAAUUGCCUUGAUGUCUGCUAUUGUUCUUGAGGAGCAUCCUGGAACAACUAUUGUUACAGAUAGUGUGACUUCUGAUGGUCUAACGUUGUUUAUAGAGAAGAAACUUGGGGGAAAGCAUCACAGGUUCAAAAGAGGCUACAAAAAUGUGAUUGAUGAAGCUAUUCGUUUGAAUUCUGUCGGCGAGGAGUCACAUUUGGCUAUUGAAACCAGUGGUCAUGGAGCUCUCAAGGAGAACCAUUGGCUUGACGAUGGCGCAUAUCUCAUGGUCAAAAUUUUGAACAAACUUGCAUCAGCAAGAGCCUCAGGAUUGGGUGGCGGAAGCCAAGUUUUGACAGAUCUGGUGGACGGUUUACAAGAGCCUGCUGUUGCUGUCGAGUUGCGAUUAAAAAUAAAUCAAAACCAUCCAGACCUUCAAGGAGGACCCUUCCGUGAUUAUGGAGAAGCAGUGCUGAAGCAUGUUGAGAAUCUCGUUGCUUCUGAUCCCAAGCUUCUGAAAGCUCCUGUUAACUAUGAAGGGGUUCGGGUUUCUGGAUUUGGCGGGUGGUUCCUUCUGAGGCUCUCACUGCACGAUCCGGUUCUUCCUCUUAACAUCGAGGCACCAAGCCAUGACGAUGCCAUAAAUCUCGGCCUCGCAGUCCUUGCUGCUGUAAAGGAAUUCCCUGCCUUGGAUACAUCUGCACUAGACAAAUUUGUUCAAGUAUGAAUAAGUUCCUGAGGAACACGAGCUCUAUAAUUUUCAAAUUCGAUGUUUCAAAUAUUCCCGAAAAUUGCAUUUGCUUCUCAAUAGGUUUCAAUGUUUUUUUACUUUCCAGGCAUGAACCAGAGAUUUUUCUCCCAAAACUCUCUAAAUGAUAUACCAGUUGGUGAUAACCAUUCCUUUUCCUGCCAUUCUAAUGCCAUAUUCUCAGUUUCUGUU